Molecule: messenger RNA, 3194 nt
Organism: Ostrea edulis (European flat oyster)
Lineage: Eukaryota; Metazoa; Mollusca; Bivalvia; Ostreida; Ostreidae
Product: dual specificity protein phosphatase 7-like
Exons: 3
Coding region: 615-1679 (354 amino acids)
Biological process (GO): protein dephosphorylation; negative regulation of MAPK cascade
Cellular component (GO): cytoplasm; cytosol
Molecular function (GO): MAP kinase tyrosine/serine/threonine phosphatase activity; protein tyrosine/threonine phosphatase activity
Source: RefSeq, a predicted model, not a curated record
UUUUUGUUUUUUUGUUUUUUUUUUGUUGCUCAUUGACAAUACCAUUUAUUUAUCAACAGAAAACAUUAAUCUCAACUUUGUGAUAAAAAUUCACAUAUUCUCAUCUUUGACAUAUAUUAAUGGAUAUUAAAAUUUGUAGUUACUUGUGGAUUUCAAUCUUAUUGGCAAUACCGGGUAAAGAUUAUUUUUAGAAUUACACAUACACUAACCUUGAAAUACGCAAAGGUCAUGAAAGUUUACUGUGCUGAAUAUGGAACGGUUAAAUCACAUAGGGGCGGAGCUACACAAAAAAACAGGACUUCUCAUUGGUUAGUUAUUUUUGUAUCGUUACGAACUCAUUGAGAGGUCGAUAGUAUAUAUACGGUUGAAAUGUUCAUUCAGUUUAGCUAGACAGUCGGCGUGUCUACACAAAUAUACAAGAAAACACUUUAAGGCUUUUAUUUACAUUUUUUUUUAAAUCUUUACUUAUCUUUGACUAUUUUCCAGUGAAUAUGUCGAUAUAACCGUUUGUAUAUUGACCUAUCCUGUUGUGUUGCUGCGCUCACGUGGUAUCAUCUAAAGCUCCGCUGUGUAGGGUGAACCAGCGAAAAUAAAAAGACUUGGUUCAUAGUGGAAUGCCGUGUCGGGAAAUUGUAAUGAAAAUGUCAGGGGAUUUUUGCAGUCCGGAAUGGCUCAAGGAGAAUCUCCGGGCGGGUGAAAAGGUUCUGUUGAUCGACUGCCGACCACAAAAUGACUAUGUCCGAUCUCACGUCCAAGGUGCAAUUAACGUAUCACUGCCAAACCUCAUGUUGAGACGACUCAAAAAGGGGAAUCUUAAGAUCUCCUGCCUUAUUCAAAAUAAUGAGGCUAAGGACACAUUUAACAGAGUGUGGAAAAGCCAUAAAAUUGUGAUUUACGAUGAAUGUACCACGGAUCCUAAUUCUAACCCGUCCAAUGUGGUGGAUCUACUCAUGAAAAAAUUACGCCAGGAUGGAGCCAGUGUGUCGUGUUUAGAAGGAGGUUUUCCACAGUUUGAAAGAAUUGCCAAAGAUCUAUGUCGGAGGACUGAGAAUACGGAUGAAUCAAUUUUCGGAUUGUGCAAUUUAAAAAUAUCGGACGAUUCCGGCAAUGGAACUUCUGAAUCAGACAGUGAAAACCUCAAUUCGCCAGCGUGCAUGUCCCCAUACCCCGUGGAAGUUCUGAACCACCUCUACCUAGGAAACGCGAAAAAUUCGGCGGAUAUUACCUUACUGAAGAAAUUUGGAAUUAGAUACAUUUUGAAUGUUACCCCCAAUGUGCCAAAUAAAUUUGCAGAAGAUAGUGACUUUAAAUACAUGCAAAUUCCAGUGUCGGACCAACUCUCACAGAACUUGUCGGUGUUUUUCCAGGAGGCAAUAACAUUCAUCGAUGAAGCUCGCGAGAACGGGUGCGGGGUCCUCGUCCACUGCCUGGCCGGAAUCAGCCGGUCUGUAACAGUGACCGUCGCCUACCUCAUGCAGAAGGAGCACAUGAGUCUAAACCAAGCAUACGAUCACGUCAAACGGUGCAAACCUAACAUUUCACCCAACUUUAACUUCAUGGGGCAGCUCUUGGACUUUGAAAAAGCCCUAUCCUCUGGAGAUGACACUAAAGGCCAUCCAGGCUUCUUCUGCCAACGAUCAAACACUCUGGAAUCAGACGUUAGCGUGCGCCAAACAUGAACAAAAACAGUAAAAAAAAUAGCAUUGUUUACAGUUCGUAAUAUGUUUUUCGUCUGCCAUGACCAAAGCGAAGAAACAUGCCCGCGCAUACACCGUGAGAAAGUGAUCGGAGACUAAACGCUAGCACAUGUGCAUACCAGAAUACCAGACCAUUGUUUUAAUGAAUUGGAAGGCAUAAACAUUCGUUGAAGUGCCAACAUGAUGAUCUCAAAAAAACUCUGUUCAUGAACGAUUGCAAGAGCACAAGAUGAAUUAAGACACUGACGUCACAACUCUUGAAAUAUAUAUGUAUCAAGUGCGGGCUAUCUGCCAAAUCAGCUUUUUUUCUCUCUGCAUCUUUUGGCCUCUCAAGUUAACGACCAAACAUUUAGUCGGGGUUCCAUAAGGAAGUUGACUAAGUACCAGUACAAACCAUAAGUAUAUUCUAAAUUAGCCAGAAAGUUUAUAACGAGAAAAAGUCUACUUUUUCUAAUCGGAAGAAAACUGUAGUUGACUUAUCUGUUUACUGCACAUCACUGUAUGUCUUCAGUAUGAAAUUAAGAAAGGCAGCUAACUUCAUUCAUUCAUCGGAGUACAACACCGUGGUUUCAUUCCAUCACGUAAUCAUAGUUCCGCGAUGUCGGCGUUAGUUGUUAACGAAGUGGUCAAUACACAGAGAUCUUUAACAUGAAGUAUAACGGAGAUAAAGAAACUUUAACGAGAACUUGUUUGAUAAAAUGGAAGUAAAUGUUUUAAACGGAGAAAAUAGUUCCCCAUUUUAUGUUUUCUCAUUGUUGACUAUAUAUAAAUUGUUGGAGCUACACUUACUUUGACUGUUGCCAUAGCAACAAAAUGUUAAAAAUGUUUUUUUAAAAUUUUCCUGAAGCAGAUAAUUCUAAAGGUUUUUAUGUUUGUUAUAUACUGUACAGAUUAUGUUAGUUGAAUUUGAAAACAUAGUGCUAAAGUUUUCGAUGUACGUUAAAUAUUUUAUAUCGUUUUAUGAACUGUGAUGUUGUUCACGAUCACUACUGUUACUCGACUGAUGUUUUGGUGUUUCUUUAAUCCAAUACAUUCUUAAGAAAAGUAGUUCCACUAGGUUCACAGGCGAACUCUUUCUAUUAAAUCAAAUGACAUAUUUGUUACUUGUUUUUAAGUUUUGAAAGCUCGUUUAAGUAUGUAUUAGUUAUUGUUAACAAUCAUUAAAAAAAUCAAUGAUUUGCUUUUAUUGAGCUUUGAAUUUUAUAAUUGUUUAAAUGUAACAAGUCAGAAUAAUGGAAAUCAAUAAGCGGUAAGAAAGAGUCACCUGCCCUUGACCAGCUGAGAACUAUUUCCUUACGUUUGUAUGCGGAGUAUAGAAACAAGAAAUAGUUUUUGCCCAUUUGACAUUCAUUUACCCCAAAGUGUUCGCAUUUGUUCAUAAAUCAGCGAUCCAUUACACACUCAUUUGUUCAUUGACGUUUUUAUACAUAUUUUUCUGUUGUCUAAUGAUGAUACAGUAGAACAUACAAAAAAUAAAAAUUGUCUCAAAUUUAAAAA